Messenger RNA from Hymenoscyphus albidus, 1185 nucleotides. Lineage: Eukaryota; Fungi; Ascomycota; Leotiomycetes; Helotiales; Helotiaceae. The record is from the annotation of a GenBank genome assembly.
CUUGUUGUGUCUCUCAAUUGUGGCUGAGCCGCAGGCGCCUUUUCUCCACAACACGCACGCGGACUUUCGACGGGCGAGACUCCGAAAGGUUCAACUCAAAUCCACAGACAGCUUGGGAGAUUCGAAACUCUACCUAUCACUACCAACCUGACCGCCUUACACACUAACAAACCACCUUGUCGAUUCACAACACCCCACUCGCAGCCCAAGAACCGCUCACAACAAUUGAACCUCCCCGCAACAGCGUACACAUCACAACCCCCUCGAACAAAGACUCCAUCUGGGAACAUCUCACACCUUCUCAACCACGCAUCUCCAAAGCAUAGCGCGCAAAACACCACCAGCAUAAGGGCGUACGAACAAAAGCCCCCAUACCCCUCACCCACCGCCCUCUCUCCUCCAAGCAGAAAACAAGAAAUCCCACAAAAAUGUCCGACGCCUACGAGCGCGAGCGCCAGAACAACUCCCGCCUCUCCGAACUCUCAGCAAAAGUCACAGCCUUACGGGGCGUCACGAUAGACAUCUACGACAAUGCCCGCGACCAAGAUCUUAUCGACAAUACCGUAGGUUCUCCCUCUGGUUCAUAGUUUGGUGUUACAUGCCCCUUUUCGUGCCAUGUCAGACGUACCCUGGAUUUGGAAAGACCCCCGGUUUGUGAAGCUCUGGAGAAGUAAUGCGGGACGAUGAAGAUAUGGAACAGAUAUGGCAAUUUGGUUCUCAGGAUUCAGGUACUGACAGGUUGAUUGAUAGUCCGAUACAUUCUCCUCCAUGAGCACCAGUCUGAAAGGCUCAGCGGGACGACUAGGGCGUAUGGCAGCGAGUGGGAACAAAGUGGCGAUAUUCAAGCUAUCCGGCAUAAUUAUAGGGACUGUGUUGGUACUCUGGUUCUUAUGGGGUCUCGUACUUUGAGAGCAUGGUUAGAAGGGCAUUAGAGACACAACGUCGGAUUGGAAAGUGCAUGAUAACGAGAGGGAGUAUUUGCUUUGGGGGUGUAUUGUAUUGGUAUAUACUGUCUGUAGCAUAGCACACGGCGUUUUCUCAUGGAUAAGGAGGUGAUGGUCGAAUGGAUUAUCGUCAAAAUCAGGAAUUAUCGGUUCAAUGUACUUGGGUAUUUCAUAUGGGUCAUAUAAUUUGUACUAUUUCUAAUUGAACGUACUAGGCAAAUAAAGAUGCUAUGCAGUUCAU